AUGAAGGCAAGUAAAUCCGUUCAGUGUGGAAAGUACUUCAGAAGUGGAUCGCAGCUCCUUGUGGACCAAGGAACCCACACAGGGGAGAAACCAUUCAAAUGCACAGAGUCUGGAAAGAGAUUCAGGAGGUUUGCAAAUCUUCAGGAACAUCAGAGAACUCAUGCAGGGGAGAAACCAUUUUCCUGCAAAGAGUGUGGAAAGAGAUUCAGGAGUGGGCAUCUUGAAGAGCAUCAAAGAACUCACACGGGGGAGAAACCGUUUGAAUGCACAGAGUGUGGGAAGAGAUUCAGUCAGAGUAUCAGUCUUCAGCUGCACCAAAGAACCCACACAGAGGAGAAACCUUUUGUAUGUUCAGAGUGUGGAAAGAGAUUCAGUCAGACCGGCAAUCUUCAAGUCCAUCAAAGAACCCACACAGGGGAGAAACCUUUUGAAUGCUCAGAGUGUGGGAAGAGAUUCAGUACGAGUGUGUAUCUUCAACUGCACCAAAGAACCCACACAGGGGAGAAACCUUUUGAAUGCUCAGAGUGUGGAAAGAGAUUCAGUAUGAGUGUGUAUCUUCAACUGCACCAAAGAACCCACACAGGGGAGAAACCUUUUGAAUGCUCAGAGUGUGGAAAGAGAUUCAGUCAGAGAAGUAGUCUUCAAGUCCAUCAAAGAACCCACACAGGGGAGAAACCUUUUCAAUGCUCAGAGUGUGGGAAGAGAUUCAGUACGAGUUGGUAUCUUCAGCAGCACCAAGCAAACCACACAGGGGAGAAACCUUUUCAAUGCCCAGAGUGUGGGAAGAGAUUCAGUUGGAGUUGCAGUCUUCAAGAGCAUCAAAGAACCCACACAGGGGAGAAAGCUUUUCAAUGCUCAGAGUGUGGGAAGAGAUUCAGUCGGAGUAGCCGUCUUCAAGAACAUCAAAGAACCCACACAGGGGAGAAACCUUUUGAAUGCUCAGAGUGUGGGAAGAGAUUUAGUCACAGUAGCAGUCUUCAAGGCCAUCAAAGAACCCACACAGGGGAGAAACCUUUUGAAUGCUCAGAGUGUGGGAAGAGAUUCAGUCAGAGUAAUCAUCUUCGAACGCAUCAAAGAACCCAUACAGGGGAAAAACCUUUUGAAUGCUCAGAGUGUGGGAAGAGAUUCAGUUGGAGUAAUAGUCUUCAAAGGCAUCAAGGAACCCACACAGGGGAGAAACCUUUUGAAUGCUCAGAGUGUGGGAAGAGAUUCAGUCAGAGUAGCUAUCUUGAAUACCAUCAAAGAACCCACACAGGGGAGAAACCUUUUGAAUGCUCAGAGUGUGGGAAGAGAUUCAGUUGGAGUAAUAGUCUUCAAAAGCAUCAAAGAACCCACACAGGGGAGAAACCUUUUAAAUGCACCGAGUGUGGAAAGAGAUUCAGUCGGAGAAGCAGUCUUCAGAUGCACCAAAGAACCCACACAGGGGAGAAACCUUUUGAAUGCACAGAGUGCGGAAAGAGAUUCAGUCAGGGUGGCAGUCUUCAACUGCAUCAGAGAACCCACACAGGGGAGAAAGCUUUUGAAUGCUCAGAGUGUGGAAAGAGAUUCAGUCGGAGUAGCAGUCUUCAAGGGCAUCAAAGAACCCACACAGGAGAGAAACCUUUUGAAUGUACAGAGUGUGGAAAGAGAUUCAGUCAUAGUACUCAUCUUCGAGAGCAUCAAAGAACCCACACAGGGGAGAAACCUUUUGAAUGCUCAGAGUGUGGGAAGAGAUUCAGUCGGAGUGGCACUCUCCUACAUCAUCAAGUAACCCACACAGGGGAGAAACCAUUUGAAUGCACAGAGUGUGGAAAGAGAUUCAUCUGGAGUAGCAGUCUUCAAGAGCAUCAAAGAACUCACACAGAGCAGAAACCUUUUGAAUGCACCGAGUGUGGAAAGAGAUUCAGUUUGAGUGGCCGUCUCCAACGGCAUCAAGUAACCCACAUGGGAGAGAAACCUUUUGAAUGCACCGAGUGUGGAAAGAGAUUCAGUCAGAGUUUCAGUCUUCAGCUGCACCAAAGAACCCACACAGGGGAGAAACCUUUUGAAUGCACAGAGUGUGGGAAGAGAUUCAGUCAGGGUGGCAGUCUUCAACUGCAUCAGAGAACCCACACAGGGGAGAAACCUUUUGAAUGCUCAGAGUGUGGGAAGAGAUUCAGUCGGAGUAGCAGUCUUCAAGGGCAUCAAAGAACCCACACAGGAGAGAAACCUUUUGAAUGCUCAGAGUGUGGGAAGAGAUUCACUUGGAGCGGCAUUCUUCAACAGCAUCUAAGAACCCAUACAGGGAGAAACCCUUUUAAUUCUCAGAGUGUGGAAAGAGAUUCAUUUGGAGUGGCCAUCGUUCACCAGACCUAA
This is a messenger RNA of Heteronotia binoei (common prickly gecko), 2334 nucleotides long. Its product is annotated as oocyte zinc finger protein XlCOF6-like. The coding region runs from base 1 to 2334 and encodes 777 amino acids. The record is from RefSeq and is a predicted model, not a curated record. The transcript has a single exon. Gene Ontology annotation, biological process: regulation of transcription by RNA polymerase II. Lineage: Eukaryota; Metazoa; Chordata; Lepidosauria; Squamata; Gekkonidae. Gene Ontology annotation, molecular function: DNA-binding transcription factor activity, RNA polymerase II-specific; RNA polymerase II cis-regulatory region sequence-specific DNA binding.